UUCCAUUUUAGACAGAGGUGCCAGAGCAGAACCCAGCACAGCUCUUUGAUGUUCAAGUGGACUCUCCUGAUUUGGACACCAAACAAAGCACUUACCGGUGGUUUGCGGAGAAGAAUCAGUUGUACACGGAUUGGAAUUCCGUGGUACCCAUGAAGGUCAGCGUUCCGGACGCUGAAAACUCGUACGUUUUGUGUGCUAAACUCGUUUUUGCCGACGACGAAAACGCCUUUGUUCCCAUGUGCGUCAACUGCUCUCAACAAAAAUCAGGUAACUACUCGCCGUCGUCGUCGCACAUUUUGCAAUUCCCGAGUCGAGACGCCGAGUACGUUUGCGAAGGUCGAGGAGGAAGUGGAUCCAUGGCGACGUCGACGAGGAGGUUCGUGAAGCAAAAGUUGGCCAUACCCGAGCCGGGUUCCACCUGCACCCGAUUCACCAUGAAGCUGACGUGUCGGAAUUCCUGCCUGGCCUCCGAG
Notodromas monacha is the source of this 473-nucleotide messenger RNA. The record is from the annotation of a GenBank genome assembly. Lineage: Eukaryota; Metazoa; Arthropoda; Ostracoda; Podocopida; Cyprididae.